UAAUAUAUUUGGCGUUGUCUAUUUUAUUUCGAUGAAGGCAAGAGGAGAUUGAAAACAAUCAGUGAGUUACAUGUACUAAGUGGUUAGCUUACAUCCUGCUUCAGCAAAAGAAAGUGGGUCGGGCCCCUUAUAGUCAGGAUACAUGUACAUGUACAUGUAAAAGGCAUUUUGCAGUCGGAUACAGAUCCCAUCCAGUCAUAGAUAUGAAGUAUUCAACAACUGUGAUUUUUGUUCUUUUGGCAACAUUUAGCAUAAGCCAAUUGACGACAAAUGCCCAGCAAUGCUAUCAAAAUGGAAGGGAUGGAAAAGACGGCACUGAUGGAAGAAAUGGCAGAGAUGGCAGAGACGGGCUUCGAGGAGAAACCGGACCACCAGGACCAAAGGGGGAAGCCGGAACUCCUUGUUCCCCAAGAAACGUGAAACAAUUUACAUGGACAGAUAUCAACGACGAUAGGGAUGUCGGUUUAAUUAAGGUGUGGUUUACCAAAUCAACGGGAACAUCCAUGCUCCGUGUUGGUUUCCAUGGCAAUAUUCGUGUCAUGGCCACUGCUGGUAAAUCUGUAGCCUGUCGCAGAUAUUGGUUUACUUUCAAUGGCACUGAAUGUGACAGCCCAACGUUUAUAGAUGGACAAUUUUAUGCUGACAAUACAUAUAAUGUCCACCAUCAUUCUACCAUUGACGGAAUCUGCGAGAACCUAGCAGCCGGAGAAGUGGUGAUUGGUUUUCAUGUUGGGCAAUGCAGAAUCCUUGCUUCUGAAACGGCCAAUGCAUACACAGGAUGGGCCAGUGCUACCAGAAUUAUCGUGGAAGAGUUCUAAAAAUUGCUCAAAAAAGCGUUUUUUACUUCUGCAACAUUUUUCUACUGAAUGACAUAAAUUCCCUUUACAGCAGAAGAUUACACUCUUUCAUAGUACUGUAUGUCUCGAGAAUUCAAGGAAAUAUACGUUGUAUAACGUUGGGGAUUUUUAUUGCACUCAGUAAAUUUGUUUCACUAAUAAAGCUUUUUCUCCUCUACCAUGGUUUUAUUUUGUUUAAAGCAAAAGAAAAAAUCCUACAUUUUAUAUAUAAGCAUUUACUUUAACAUGGACAAAUGGCUUCGAAUAUCAUACCAGUAAAGUUGCCUGUUCCAGUUUGGUUUUUCACAUAGCCCACUAAUUACAUCAUACCAGAAAAUCGGGAUUAUUUUAACCAAAGUGACUACAUGGGCUUAUGGUUGACGGGACAGUGGUGUGCAGAGACUUAUUAUCAUUUAUAUAUAGUUUCUAUUUCCAUUACGUUAACAAGCAAACAAAAAUUAGAGAUUUUUAUUAUUUUUGAAUGGAGAAUCAAGCCCCAAAGGACCAUAAAUAUUUCUUUAAAAUUAGUGAUUUUAACGAGCUUCUUGAAUGCUCUCAUUUCAGUGUACAUUAACUGAGCUUUCUGCUGUAUAUUAAAUGAUAUACACACUACUUUUUGUUGUAAAGUUAAUUGCUUACACUUACACUAAUUACAAUUACUGUAGUAAUAAAAAGGAAAUCAAAUAGAUGAAAAGUUAGAGUGAUAUUGAGUGUAAAGUAAGUUUCAUCAAGAGUCAACAAGUGUAGAACAUGUUUUUAGUGGCAGAAAAAGAUGGAAAAGGUCAAAGCCAAUAUCAUUUAAUGUGAUUGGUUAAUUUCAUAACAGAUUUUUAUUUUGAUCAACUGUUUAUCACAUGAUAACUAAGUUUUGGACAUGAUUCAAGUAUGAGUAAUGCAAAUAGUAUUUUGGUUAAGUUUAGUUGAAAACGAGGCUCUUAGACAUUGCCUAAUAAGGGAAUGUUCUAUGGUAAAAUCAACAUGACAAUGGAAAGUUUCUGGAAAUCACGCCAUAAACAACCAAGAGAACAUAAUUACACGCGUGAUCAGUACGGAGAAUUAGAGUAUAAAUAUGGGUAAAAUUGUAUGAAAAGUGAGUGGUGAAUAAAUGAUUGAAGACUCCA
This is a messenger RNA of Lingula anatina, 1957 nucleotides long. RefSeq names its product collagen triple helix repeat-containing protein 1. NCBI's taxonomy places the organism in Eukaryota, Metazoa, Brachiopoda, Lingulata, Lingulida, Lingulidae. The record is from RefSeq and is a predicted model, not a curated record.